Messenger RNA from Kluyveromyces lactis, 1380 nucleotides. RefSeq names its product uridine kinase URK1 (gene URK1). Gene Ontology annotation, molecular function: kinase activity; ATP binding. The record is from RefSeq and is a predicted model, not a curated record. Gene Ontology annotation, cellular component: cytoplasm. The transcript has a single exon. Bases 1 to 1380 code for a protein of 459 amino acids. Lineage: Eukaryota; Fungi; Ascomycota; Saccharomycetes; Saccharomycetales; Saccharomycetaceae.
AUGAACUCUUCUGGCUAUAUACCACCUUGGACAACACCGUAUGUUAUUGGUAUUGGAGGGAGUUCAGGUUCUGGAAAGACGAGUGUUGCUACCAAACUCGUGACAAGAAUCAACACUCCAUGGACAGUAUUAAUAUCGUUGGACAAUUUCUAUAAACCGUUAACCGUCGAAGAACGAAAGCAGGCUUUCGAAAAUAACUACGAUUUCGAUAAACCGGAUUCAAUAGAUUUGGAUCUAGCUUAUCAAUGUAUCCUGUCUUUGAAAGAAGGUAAGAAGGUGAAAAUCCCAACCUAUUCGUUCACAGAUCAUGAUAGAAUUCCAAAUAAGUUUUUAACCAUCUAUGGUGCGAGUGUUAUUGUUAUUGAAGGAAUUUACGCAUUAUAUGACCAAAGACUUCUUGAUUUAAUGGAUUUGAAGGUUUACGUGGAUGCAGAUUUAGAUAUAUGUUUAGCUAGAAGAUUGACAAGGGAUAUCAUCUCUCGUGGGAGAGACUUGCAUGGUUGCAUAAGACAAUGGGAGAAGUUUGUUAAACCAAAUGCGGAUAGGUUCGUGAAACCAACCAUGAAGGCAGCAGAUGCAAUCAUCCCAUCCAUGUCAGAUAACAGCAUUGCGACUGAGAUGUUACUUAAUCACAUUCAGUCUAAAUUGCAGCUCAAAUCGCAGCAGCAUUUAGCAGAACUUCAAAAGCUCGAGUCAUACGCUGUGUCGAUUGAUUCUUUAAAUAUAAUUCAUAAGUUGAGACAAACUAAUCAGGUGAAGGCUCUACAGACUAUAUUGUUAGACAAAAGCGUUUCAAGAGAUGACUGGGUAUUCUAUUUUGACAGGUUAGCAACAAUACUUUUAUCCUUUGCAUUGGACGAUAUACCUACGAAAUUGAAAACGACUAAAGUUAUUACGCCGACAGGAAAACAGUUGGAUAAUCCAGUUUUUGUUGACUUUGACCGUGUCACAGCUAUAAAUAUUGUUAGAUCUGGCGACUGUUUCAUGAGAUCUCUAAGAAAGACAAUUCCUAGCGUCGCAGUUGGUAAGCUACUUAUUCAAUCCGAUUCCAGAACAGGGGAACCACAAUUGCACAGUUUAUUUAUUCCACCAAUGAUCGAAAAUUAUAACCAAGUGCUACUGAUGGAUGCGCAGAUAAUUUCAGGUGCAGCGAUAAUCAUGGCAAUCCAAGUUCUUACUGACCACAAUGUUGAUCUCAAGAAGAUUAAGGUUGUAGUUUAUCUAGCGACAGAAACCGGUAUUAGAAGGAUAGUUAAUGCUACUAAUAAUCAAGUUGAAAUAUACGCUGGAGAAAUUAUUUCCGAUGACAAAAUCAGAACUAAUCAAUGUAAUUGGGCCAGAAAGCGGUUCGUUGCCUCAAAUUACUUUGGGUGCAAGUAG